UGAGUGCGUGCGAGUGUGUGCGACUGCACUAUUUGUUCAAGUAAUAUUGUGAAGGCUUAACUUUUUGCAGCCAGUGACGUCUUUUUGAUAGCUCAUUUUGAUGACAUAUUAAUUUACUGUAACUCACUGAGACUUCAUUCAUUCAUUCAUUCAUCCACUCCACAGAAUAUUUGGUCCACUAUGCGUGUAGCUGCUCUCAACUCUGGAACACAGAUUCCUCUCUUGGGUCUGGGCACAUACAAGCUGAACACCUAUGAACAGCUGUACAAGUCCAUCAAUGCUGCCCUUGAUGCAGGUUACCGUGCCUUUGACACGGCCGCAGUAUACGGCAACGAAGCACAACUGGGUCAAGUCAUGAGGGAGCUCCUGCCCAAGCACGGCCUUGUUCGUUCUGACGUGUUCCUCAUCAGCAAGCUUGGACCAGAAGACCAUGGCCCUAGAGCCAAAGAAGGAUGCUUGAGGAGUCUUCAGAAGCUGGAUUGUGAAUAUGUAGACCUGUAUUUGCUGCACUGGCCUGGAGUUGCAGGUUUAGAACCAACAGAUCCUAUUCACGCCAAGUAUCGCUUGCAGAGCUGGGUUAUCCUGGAGGAACUCUAUGACAGAGGCAAAAUCAAGGCCAUAGGGGUCUCUAACUACACAGUGAGCCAUCUUUUAGAGCUGCUAGGAAGCUGCCGUGUGCCUCCAGCAGUGCUGCAGAUGGAGUGUCACCCGAAACUUGUUCAGAAACAACUCCGGGACAUAUGCAAAGAGGCAGGAGUUCACUUCCAAGCAUACUCGUCUCUAGGAAAGGGUGCACUCCUGCAGGAGCCGGAGGUGAAGGACCUUGCUGAGAGCCGUGGACGAACUCCAGCUCAGGUGUUACUCCGGUGGGCUGUUCAGCAAGGCAUUUCUGUUCUGCCUCGAUCAUCUCAACCGCAAAGUGUUCAAGAAAACAGCAGAAUCUUUGACUUUGAGCUAAGCGAUGAGGAAAUGCAGAGGCUUUCUAACCUCAACUGUGAAACUCAGUAUUGUACAAGAGAUUCCACCUCUAUUCGAUGAUAAAUUUGAUGAGUGUUUCAGUAACUGAUUAAUGAUCCAGGGCUUAAAUAUGCCUGAUAUCUCUCUCAAACAUUUAAGUCGAGUUUAAAAUUGCGCUUUGUAUUAAGUCAACUAUAGUCACUUGUAUUGAUUUCGUAAAAGUGCCUCUGGUCUUCAGACAUGGUAUAUUUGCAUGU
Tachysurus vachellii is the source of this 1214-nucleotide messenger RNA. RefSeq lists its product as uncharacterized. The coding region runs from base 181 to 1038 and encodes 285 amino acids. The transcript is spliced from 2 exons. Gene Ontology annotation, molecular function: oxidoreductase activity. Lineage: Eukaryota; Metazoa; Chordata; Actinopteri; Siluriformes; Bagridae. The record is from RefSeq and is a predicted model, not a curated record.